Messenger RNA from Sorex fumeus (smoky shrew), 1458 nucleotides. RefSeq names its product CAP-Gly domain-containing linker protein 1-like. The record is from RefSeq and is a predicted model, not a curated record. Gene Ontology annotation, biological process: cytoplasmic microtubule organization; positive regulation of microtubule polymerization. The annotation marks the transcript as partial. The transcript has 9 exons. Gene Ontology annotation, molecular function: microtubule plus-end binding. Lineage: Eukaryota; Metazoa; Chordata; Mammalia; Eulipotyphla; Soricidae. Gene Ontology annotation, cellular component: cytoplasm; nucleus; microtubule plus-end.
GAGAUGCAGGAGGAGUUUGUGGGCGACUUCCAGGUCGGGGAACGAGUCUGGGUGAACGGGAACAAGCCUGGAUUCAUCCAGUUCCUCGGGGAGACCCAGUUUGCCCCUGGUCAGUGGGCCGGGAUCGUCUUGGACGAGCCCAUCGGCAAGAACAAUGGCUCGGUGGCGGGUGUGCGCUACUUCCAGUGUGAGCCGCUGAAGGGCAUCUUCACCCGGCCGUCCAAGCUGAGUAGGAGCUUCCAGGCGGACGAUGAGACCAACUGCCGGCAGCCAGCGCCUGCCGCCUGGGCCACCCCGCCCCUGUCGGCCUCCCCGGCCCCUGCCGGCACCACGAAGGUGCCCCAGUCCCCCGCGAAGGAGUCACCGGCCACCCCUCACAUCAGCAGCCUGACCAGGACGGCCAGCGAGUCCAUCUCCAACCUCUCUGAGGCCGGCUCCCUCAAGAAAGGGGAGCGGGAGCUGAAGCUCGGGGACCAGGUGCUGGUGGGAGGCAUGGAGGCCGGUGUGGUGCGCUUCCUCGGGGAGACGGACUUCGCCAAGGGGGAUUGGUGCGGCGUAGAGCUGGACAAGCCACUGGGCAAGAACGAUGGUGCCGUGGCCGGAACGAGGUACUUCCAGUGUCAGCCCAAGUAUGGCUUGUUUGCUCCCAUUCACAAAGUCACCAAGAUCGGCUUCCCGUCCACGACGCCGGCCAAGGGCAAGGUGGCCGCCGUGAGGCGUGUGAUGGCCACCACCCCCGCCAGCCUGAAGCGCAGCCCUUCGGCCUCCUCGUUCAGCUCCGUCAGCUCCGGGGCCUCAUUCGAGAGCAGCAGAUCCGGCCGCACGGGACUAGUAACCAGAAACUUCCUCCACUAUGCCCACAAGAUCUCCAGCACCACCGCCCUCCAGGAGGCGCUGAAGGAGAAGCCGCAGCACAUUGAGAAGCUGCUGGCUGAGCGGGACCUGGAGCGGGCGGAGGUGGCCAUGGCCACAAGCCACGUGGGGGAGAUAGAGCAGGAGUUGGCCCUGCACAUUCUGGAGCUGGAGGCCAAGAACGACGAGCUGCGGGCCAUGUUGGAAGCAACCGACUGGGAGAAGUCCAAGCUGGAGACGGCCAUCGCCCCGCACCAACAGGCCAUGGGCAAGCCGAAGGCAUCCGUGAGCCAGGGCGUGGGCGCCGAGGCGGCCGAGCUGGCCGAGCUCAAGAUGCAGAUCGAGAGGCUACAGUUCGAGUACCAGCAGGAGGUGGAGAGCCUGAAGGAGGAGAAGGUGGACGUGGCCGAGCUGAAGUCGCAAGCCGAUAAGGCCAAGUUCGGAGCCCGUGUGGUCUCUUUGCCGCGGUGCGCCCACCCACUGCUGGCCGUCUGCGGUAUUGCAGUCUGGAGCGCGUGUGGCCCCUUUGCCGUGGUGGUCCCGCCCCCUGCUGGCCGUCUGCGGUAUCGCAGUAUGGAGCGUGCGUUCAAGGUGGGAGGUCUGUGA